CCCUCCCUUGCACUCACUUUGGUCACAAAUUCAUAGCAGUUGCACGUCCAGUGGAUUAACUGAGUUAAACAUGCUGAAGAGAAAACCAUCUAAUGCCUCUGAGAAGGAGAAAAGCCAAAAGCCAAAGCGCACGAGCAGCUUUGGGAGCUUUGACCGUUUCAGGCAUCACUCGAUAUCAAAGACAGAUGAUUCAGCUGAGAUAUCUGAACUGGAGACUAUAAGUGACAUUGGGGAAGCAGUACAAAUCAAAGCAGCAAACAAUGGAGGGAGCCUGAGUAAGAAGAUGAGAGCCAUUUCACUUACCAUGAAGAAAAAGAUGGGUAAAAAAUACAUCAAGGCACUCUCUGAGGAGAUGAAUGAAGAGGGAAAAGAAGACAGUGAUCCUGGUGGUGGAGCACACACUGAGAAGGUCUCCCUAAAAACCAGUGACUCUUUGGAAAGUCUCUACAGUCUGAACAGUGGCCAGAGCUCAUCUAGUGGGGUGACCAGCUGCUCGGAUGGCACCAGCAACAGGGACAGCCUCCGCCUGGACGAUGAGGUGCCCUACAACGGCCCCUUCUGCGGCCGCGCCAAAGUGCACACCGACUUCACACCCAGCCCUUAUGACACUGACUCGCUCAAAAUCAAGAAAGGAGACAUCAUAGAUAUCAUCUGCAAAACUCCCAUGGGCAUAUGGACAGGCAUGCUGAACAACAAAGUAGGAAAUUUCAAGUUCAUUUAUGUGGAUAUUAUCUUGGAAGAAGAAGCUGCACCCAGAAAGAUAACCCCACACAGAGGAAGCAAAAGGACCAAGCCUAAAACAUUGCAAGAGCUCCUGGAAUGUGUCCACCUGCAGGAAUAUGCCUCAACCCUCCUGCUGAAUGGCUAUGAAACUCCAGACGACUUAAAGGAUCUACAUGAAAGCCACCUUAUUGAAUUAAAUAUUUCUAACCCAGAAGACAGGGCAAGAUUGUUAUCAGCAAUUGAAAAUCUCCAGGACUGUGACAUUGAAGAACAGCAGAAAAGCGAGGAUGGUCAGGAGACGCAGAACUUGAGCCCUCACCAGAGUUUUGACAAAUCACAGUUAAAUGACUGUCCAAGAGAUUCUGGCUGUUACAUCUCAUCAGAAAAUUCAGAUAAUGGUAAAGAAGAAGCAGACCCAGAAGCCCUGUCUGACAUGGUGCAGUCAAUAACAAUCAGUGAGUCAAACUGAUUCGGUCCUGCUGCUUUUCUGCAGAUUUUCAGAAAAGACAAUCACAU
Camarhynchus parvulus is the source of this 1239-nucleotide messenger RNA. RefSeq names its product SAM domain, SH3 domain and nuclear localization signals 1 (gene SAMSN1). Gene Ontology annotation, molecular function: protein binding. The record is from RefSeq and is a predicted model, not a curated record. The transcript is spliced from 8 exons. Bases 71 to 1192 code for a protein of 373 amino acids. Lineage: Eukaryota; Metazoa; Chordata; Aves; Passeriformes; Thraupidae.